Messenger RNA from Didymella exigua CBS 183.55, 1232 nucleotides. RefSeq lists its product as uncharacterized. The transcript is spliced from 5 exons. Lineage: Eukaryota; Fungi; Ascomycota; Dothideomycetes; Pleosporales; Didymellaceae. The coding region runs from base 60 to 1136 and encodes 358 amino acids. The record is from RefSeq and is a predicted model, not a curated record.
CAACUUUUGUCUCAUAAGUUCACGCAAUUAAUUUUUCCCUCGUUGCUGAAAUUGUGCACAUGACUUCUCCCGAUACCGCUCCACUGACAGGCCAGGAAAUAGCUUCUGCUGCCUAUGUUCUGCCACCUCUUCAGCCACAAGGGCUAUCUCUUGGUAUCGUUGCAGUGUCAAUUCUACUUGCUAUUAUUACCUUGCUUGUUGCUUGUCUUCGCAUCUGGGUGCGAUUGGGUCUGUUGACAGGCCUCACGAGGGUUUGGAAGACGGAGGACUAUCUCUUCGUCCUUGCAUUGGUACCUUUCAUACCUUCAGUUGUUUGGGCUAUUAUUGCCGUUCAUUAUGGUGUCGGUUUGCGGGAUGCAGAUCUGCCCUCUUCGCUCUACGCUGUUCGCGCUGGCGAAUACAUCGUGUAUUGGGAAGUCAUGUACUUCGUCUCCUCAACUUUGAUCAAAAGCGCCAUCGGGUUCACCUGCAUUCGCAUAGAUCAACGAAAACGAGUGACCUAUCCAGUUCUCCUGAACAUUUUCAUCAUGUGGCUCACUGCCGCACUUGCCCUAAUGUUUGUAUUUGUCAACUGCAGACCUCUAGCAGCUACCUGGAACCCCGCUUUAGGUACCUGUCAACAGAUGAUCAGUUUGGAGACCGUCAGCUAUAUUGUGUCAGCAGUCCAGGCAUUGACGGAUUGGGUAUCUGCCUUUGUCCCAUGCUACAUUGUCUCCAAACUACAGAUGCCUCGCCGAACGAAAAUCACCAUCGUCUUCAUCCUCGGUCUAGGUAUCCUUGCCAGCAUCGCUACUAUCAUACGCUUGCCUUAUCUGAAAUACUACAAUACCGCCAAGUACCCAAAAGACUUUCUCUUUCAUGUUGGUGUCAUCGUAAUGUGCUCCAACGCAGAGUGUAGUCUUGGCAUCAUCGCAUGUUCUCUUCCGCCGCUCCGAAAGUUACUCAAGAUGUUUUAUGAACAUUGGAGCAGCUACAAACGAGGCGCUCAGGAUUACGAUGUUCGUAAUAGCGGCAUGAUAUUGGGUCCGUUGCAUCCUCAAUCAGACGGUCUUUCAUCAACCCGAGCGGCUGCGAGGAAUGAAAUUUGGCAUACACUGGAUAAUGACGACUCGAGCCGAAAGGGGAUUUUACAAUAAUUUCGCGAUACCAUGCUAGCUGAACUGCGAUAUCUCAAAUCGAUUUUCUACAGUUAAAUAUUACAGCGAUUUGGCUGUUCAAAGUGUCUACGCCGC